CGACUUGUCUACUUUAUUUCGAGCUCCGAGCUGGUUACUGCUCCUCGCAGUCUACCACACCUUGGAUAGCUCUUAAUGCAAAUAAAGUCCCUGCAGGUUUCCCCGCGGUUCUUACGCCUCGUAGUGCCGAACGUUUGAGAUAUUAUACAAGGUCGACGGCGAAACACCGCCAGCCGCGUUUGAGGCCCGACGUGAGUGCAGAAAUCGAGGUCAAGCGGACAGCCAAUCAUUAAAUCUCUUUUCCUAGGCGCACACGGAGGCAGGCCAGCGCCGUGUCGAAGGACGAGCCCGAUCUAAAGCGGACGCGCGAGGCAAAACUCGAGAGUGGAGGCGGCAGGAGAGACGCAUCGCAUGCCAAAAACCACAAGUAAGCGAGGCAUUGACAAUUGACGCUGUACUUCCACUAAGAUCACCCUAUUCACAGGAGAUUGAGGGUCACCACACACACGCGCACGACUGAAGCGAGAUUCAGUGUCAAGGUCACGCCGACGAGGAAGCAAGUCGUAAGUUAGCUCCAGGCAGGUGGUGCACCACCAAUACUAACAAAGGGCUCUCUUUAAACAGUGAGAACGGUGCUCGAAGCACGCGGAACACCACUAGAGGACCUGAAGCUAAAAAGAACGCCCCCGAACCGUACGGGGGCGUUUAUACACCGUUUGCUUUGUGCUCGAGGGCCGACCGACUGCACAGGUCGUGCCGCGGCAGUUUUGUCAGCGAAUACCAUCGGCGGAGAUCGAGUAGAGGCGUCGAGAAGAGGCCGUCGAAGUCGCGCGUGGCGCAAGGACACGGAGGGUGCCAACGUCGUACGCAAACGCCCAAACAUCGCACACCGAGAAGCACGAGUUUGGCACGCGAGCGCACCAGCACGUGGCGCGCAUACACACACGUACGCAGAGCGCGUCGCGAGGACGCGGAGCGCGUGGUGCGAACGCGACGCCGAGGCUGGAGCACGAGCUGAUCGACGGGGGCCAGGACGUGCGGCUACGGCAUGGCGGCAGAAAGCGCGCGAGGACGGGUAGGGAUUAGAUCGCCCAUCUGUGAGUGAGUAGGAAGACAUGUGUUGUCCAUUAGCGUAAGAAUGCAGGGAACAGAGUUUGGCAGGAGAAACAUUAUUAUGUAAACUACUAGAAUAAAACAUGGCAACUUAGCUCACACGCACACAACUACUUUUAGUUAUUUUGGCUUGCUAGUCGGGAGCGUCAGCGAUUUCGCUCAGCUGAACGGUUCCUUAUCAACACUGGCGCCCAACUAAACGAACCUUUUGGCAUUUUGGUUCGGAAUUUGGAGAUUUGCAUAAAUUGUGGCACGCAAAUCGUUUUUCUUUUUGGCAUUUUGGCGCAACAUUACUUCAAUUUUGGCUCAUCAUUUAAAAUUUAAGAUGGAUCCGUCGUACCUUACCGAUGAGGAAAUACAAUAUGAACUGGGAAUAAGACAUGUACUACAUUUGUGCACGCUACCUCGCCGCGUUAGAGUAGCGCGUUUGAGGGCCAUCAUCCAACAAGAUGAGGCUCGAGGAAUCGUCCCUGAAACUGCGACACACUUUUUGUCCCCAGAAGACGAUCUGAGGCAAUGUCACAAAAACCUCACCGAACUCGUGACGUGGAUAGAAAAGGCUAUCGAAUCGAAAAACGUAACCUAUCUGGUCCAGGCUAGGGCGCGUCUUCUUCACUAUCGCGAUCGCUUAGCAAUCUUGCUGACAACGGAGAGACUGGCAGAGGAUCACGCAGUUUGCUCAAUGGUCGUUCAAUUCUGCAUCGAGGACAUUGAUGACACGUUGGGUAAGGCGAAGAAACGUUCAGAGAUCAACACUAGCGGAGAAGAUAACUCGGGUGCAGCGGACGGACAGAACAACGGGACGGCUCACGUCAACCCGGAUCAAACAGAAAGGCGAGACGAAGUGGGAACGGACGGUAACCCGCCGGGCCCAAGUAGCAACUUCCUAUCAUCGACGCAAUCGUCGACCAACCAAUCGGGAAACCGAGGCUUCAACAUGGCGUGGAACAAUCUGUUGAACCAAAACACCACACCCAGAAAUCCAGAACCAUCGCGACAACCAGAUAACCUGGGAAACGAUAACGGAGAUUUGCUAAACAUUUCAGAACGCCUUCCGGGUUACAACGAACACCAGAAUGGAGGACAAGGGACUGUAAACAACAAUAGACAUGGAACGGGAAUAAGCACUGGUCAAAGCCAUCUUGGAGGGCAGCCGAACCAUGGUCUAGGACAGCCACUAAACAGCCACCAAACUGGACUGCAAAGCGGCCAAGGCGCCGGUUUUCUGGGAAAUCUAGCUGAUGGUUUGCUCGGAGGUCAAGGACCCGGAUUUUCCGGAGGUCUUUCACUGGGACGGAACGGAGCUCAAGCGGGUUCAUACGGUGGUCGCGCAACUGGAUUCCAUGCAGGUCUAGCAGCUGGUUUCUACGGAGGCCGGACAGCUGGACUCUCCAAUGGUCAAUCAACCGGUUCCUACGGAGGUCAAACAACUGGAACAGGCGGCGCAAACGGAAGCCAAUCGACAGGGCUUUCUGGAAGACCAACGACGGGACAGGACGGAGGACAAGCAGAUAGCUUUAGAGGAGGUGCUGGAGCAGGGCUUAACAACAAUCAAGGCGGUGAUCCGGGCGCUGGUCAAGCAUCAGGUGCAAACGGAGAUCAAGAAAGGGUGAACGAACGAAACUAUCGCUGGAGGGACGAAUUGUUGAACUGGAUGAGAAUGAACGAACAACAACGACAACAGCAAAUGCAAUACGAACAGCACCAACAACAACAGUACCAGCAGCAACAGUUUCAACAACAACAGUACCAGCAGCAGCAGUAUCAACAACAACAGCGUUGGCAGUUCGAAGAGAGAAGACCCUACAAAGCGAUUCACAACUGGCCGUUUCGCUACAAAGGAGAAAAGGACGCGACGUCACUCAACACGUUUCUCCAUCGGGUUGAAAUAUUUGCACUUUCAGAGGAAAUACCAGAAGGCUUGCUUUUGAAAAACAUCAAACAUCUGCUGCAGGACGAUGCGCUAACUUGGUAUGGGAACGCAUACUUAAGUGGUGAUCUUUUCUCGUGGGAGGCAUUCAAAAUCUUGAUCAGGCGAGAGUUCCUUCCGGCUAGUCACGCGUUUGCCAUCAGGGUAGAAGCAUACCAUCGCUUACAAGGAGAGAGUGAGUCUUUCAGCAAGUUCUUCCAAGACAUCUCAACGCUGUUCCAGAACUCCCAACCGCCGAUGAGUGAAACAGAGAUGAUGUUCAUCUUAAAGAAAAACAUGAACGACAUCUACGCGCCGAUUGCAGCGGCCAAUCGAAUGGCAAGCAUGGACAUGCUGGUGCAAGCCUGCAAGGAGUUCGAUGAGCUCAAGAAGAUGCAGGAUGGUCAAAGACGUGUAGUCUUACCUCGGAGUGCACUGCUAGAGCCAACGCUGAGCACGCCACAGUCGACACAGCGCGGUUCCCGAUUCCACAAUCAAUCUCAGCGAUUCGGUCGCGUAAAUGUGGUAGAAACUGAAGAACGACAACAACCAGAUCGAAUGACAAGAGUCGAUCCCAGCCAGCAAGACCAGCGGUGCCAAGAAGAGGACGUCGAAGAAGACGAACGAAUCAAAUUACUAACCGAGCAGGUCAACGCGCUAAGGAUGCGAUUCGACAAGAAGGAAUUUCGAGCUUACCAAACAAACAACGGACAACAUCAGCAACCACAACAGCAGCAACAUCAACAACAACAGCAGAACCCUCACUACCAAGAUCAGCAGCAAGCGGCAAGGUCAUCAACAGAGAACCGAGCGUCACAGGUAGCGAUUUGCUGGAAUUGUGAUGCAGAAGGACACAGAUUCAUGGACUGCGACAAGCAGCAAGUCAUGAUGUUCUGUUAUCGCUGUGGUAGGAAAGGGUACUCGCUGAGGAACUGUCCCGACUGUUUACAAGAGUCGGAAAACAGCCCAGCGGGGAACCAACAGCAGAGGGGAAUGGAUCUCCGCUAG
Culex pipiens pallens (northern house mosquito) is the source of this 3970-nucleotide messenger RNA. RefSeq lists its product as uncharacterized. The coding region runs from base 1379 to 3970 and encodes 863 amino acids. NCBI's taxonomy places the organism in Eukaryota, Metazoa, Arthropoda, Insecta, Diptera, Culicidae. The transcript is spliced from 2 exons. The record is from RefSeq and is a predicted model, not a curated record. Gene Ontology annotation, molecular function: zinc ion binding; nucleic acid binding.